Messenger RNA from Drosophila bipectinata, 2313 nucleotides. RefSeq lists its product as uncharacterized. Lineage: Eukaryota; Metazoa; Arthropoda; Insecta; Diptera; Drosophilidae. The record is from RefSeq and is a predicted model, not a curated record. Gene Ontology annotation, molecular function: protein binding.
UUCAGUCGAAAUUCAGCACCGAACGCGCAAGCUUUACGAAAAGCUGGUAGACAAGAUUUAUGAAGAACGAUUAAUUUUCGUUCAGUGAAGUUAAAUACAAAACUAUGUUUUAGCCAGAAAAAUAAACACAAAACAAACGGCUAAUAACGUUGGCAAAAAAAUAAAAAAACAAGCCAAGUUGAAGAAAACCACAAAAAUUUCAACGAAAAAAAUAAAAAAAAGUAAAAAUAAUAGUAACGUGUGGCAAGAGAAAAGAGAUAAAGUGAAAAAGCAUGUGAACUUGUUGGGGCACAGCAGCAACAAUAACAAAAAUAACAAAAACAACAAAUAGUUUAUGCUCCAGCAAGAAGAGCAAUAAGAAAUUUACGUGGCAGGUGUGUAGAAGCGCAUUCCACAGAUUGUACACAAUCUAUAUAUUAUAUGGGACAAGGGAACCGACCCAGCGACUAAAUCAUUUUUCAAGUGCUGCAGUUGAUCCCGCCGAGAAGAUGCCAAUUGAUUUUGAUUUUCGCAAAUUAUAACGAGACAUUUAUAUGAUUUGAUAUCUGGGCGAAAAAAUUCGCAGUCAGCCAGUCAGCCAGCCAGCCAGUAGAGACAAUACAAUAUAACUGGCGGACCAGGCGGCGACAAGGUCAUAUCGAUUGUCAUCAGCUGUAUAGCAACCCAACCACCCACCGAACACCCCGUUUUUCGGAAGAAAGCAAACAGCGAGGGAGAGUCAGGAACAUGCCGAGCUUGCACAAGCCAAGGAGGUGCAUGCACCAGAUGCUAAUGAUAUAUGGACUAAUAUUUGUAUCCAGUGCAACGACACUUGACCAGAAGCCCAAUCCGAGUCCGAAUCCGUGUGACUCGAUUAAGUGCCCGCCGGAAUCGGAGAUUCAAUGCCCGGCGGACAGUUCGAUACGCGAGAAUCUGGACCUGAUUAAGUCGAAUGCGGUGGACUUGCCGCCGGAAGUCGACCACCAGCAGCUGCAGGUGUUUUACAACAAUAACACGGAGAUCUCCCAGGCGGACCUCGAGCGGUGCUGUUUGGCCCACAAGUGUGUGUGCAAGACCUGCUACAUACCGGACUGCAAUCCGGACAAGGACGAGGUGGUGGUGGAGCUGGUGCCGGAGGAUCCACACACCCCGGGCCAAUGUUGCGGCAAGCACGAGUGUCGCCCGGCGCCGAGUUGCACGGCGGAAACCGAAAUGAAAUAUUUCUGGCUGGAACGAUGCCAGAAAUGCCAGUGUGUGUCCGGCACGAAGAUUUGCCACCAGGUCUGCGACGAGGAGUCCAUCGCCGAGGAGGGCGCCCCGCAUUCCUUCUGCGAGUCGAAGAGCCUGAACAAGUUCUUCGAGAACGGCGAGGCCUGGGUGGACAACUGCGAGAUGUGCGAGUGUGUGCGUGGCGAGCCCAAGUGCAGCAUCACCCUUUGUGGCACCUACAACUGCCCCCUGGAGCGGCAGGUGAAGUUAAACGGCACCUGUUGUCCGGUGUGCUGGCCCGAAGAUGAGCCCCUGCCAAACGAGAGCGUCACCGAUGGCAGUACGAUUGAGGACUACAAGGAUCCCGAAUCGGAGGAAGUCGAGGGAGAUGCUCUGCCGCCCUUGUUGCCUGAUCCCGAAACCACUCAGCACAGUGGCGACUUGGUAGCCAGCACCACCACUUCCACUAGUACUAGUACAUCCACCACUACCAGCACUGCUAGUCCCAGCACUACAGCUGUACAGCCACCAGUUCCCGUGGCUCCAGUCGCCACCAUCUGCCACUGUGCCUUCGAUGCCCCCAACGUGGUCGAGGUCCGCCAUCAGUCCAACUGCCUCACCUACGGGCUAAUAGCCUACUCGGUUCUAAUCACGAUCGCCUCCCUGGGCAUGGGCUUCUACAUUUACACGCAGCGUGCCAAAAAACGUUCCUACGAUCCAGUCUCCAUGGAUCACAGCAUCUAAGCGGAGAGAUACCACUUGGAAGGUAGUACCACCACCACAACUCUGGAUAAGAUUUCCAAAACGCAGUACUACAUAGAAAAUGUCUCUAGCGUACUAUACAAUCAUGUUAUUUAGACUAAGUAAUCCUUCUUUUUGAAACCUCUUUUUGUUAUGUGCUUUUCUAGUGAGGCCAAAAUUUCUAAAUGAAAAUUCCCAAAAGUCCCUUUCUUAAUGCUUCGAAAGGAAUACUAUUCUUCAAGGGCCCUCGUUAUCCUUGCCUUUCUUUGUUUUUUUGGUAUUGAUCUCAUUUUAAUUUUUCACUUUUCCCUUGCAAAACAAAAAGAACGAUCCCCCAUUACGAAAAGAAAUGACAUGAUAAGCCACGAACUUCCGCAGCAACAA